AUGGCAUCGGCGCAAUCCUUCGAUAUCGAACCAAUUGCUCGAUUCAAUGGGGCUAGCGCUGGCAUUCGAAGGCCAAAGGAGAUAACUUGCUUUUCGUUUGAUGAUCAGCACAAGUACCGCUGGGAUGAUUCUUCUCUACGCUAUUAUCAUCCUCCUACACUACCAGCGGACCUCAAUCGCGGCUUCGACACAUUUCGGGCACUAGACAAUACCCGAGACGAUCAUCUAGAUGGUCUUGUUGAUACCAUUGCGCUGCAUGAGAAGGAGAAAGGAGCAAAGGUCGAUGCAGAUAUCAUUACCUGGCGAGGCAUGAUGACAAAAAUCAUGGCAACACCGUUCUCGAAGCUGGAAAGUUGGGAGAUGAACGCAACAUGCUUUCAGGGCUCUAUUUUCAUAGAAGAGAACCACGCAACAAAGCUCUUCUCAAAGCAGCAGCAAAACCAGCAGAAAAUGCCAGCAGGUACACCUUCGCAAGACAUUAUGGGCUUCUGGGGCUACAAAUUCGAGACUCUCUCCUUAAUCCCGGACACCUGGGACCCCACCUCUAGGGAGUACAUCGAGUCCCGUGAGGACGAAAUCGUCGACAACCACGCUCAAUACUGCUCCAUCGUCCGCACCGGCUUUGGCAAGAUCAAAAUGAUCUUAGGUGGCGAGGUAGAUGCUGUCUGGGACGUCAAACCUACCCACCCCUCCAGCACGGCCAUAAACUACAUCGAGCUCAAAACCGCAGCCAAGAUUCACACCGACCGCGACCAAGUCAAGUUCGAGCGCAAACUCCUCAAAUUCUGGGCCCAGUCCUUCUUACUCGGCGUCCCAAAAAUCAUCGUCGGGUUUCGCACCAAGGAUGGCAUUUUGACAGACCUUGAGGAGAUGGAGACACAGGCUAUACCAGAGAUGGUGAAGAGGGGCAAAGGGCUCUGGGAUGGGAAUACUUGCAUUAAUUUUGCGGCUGCAUUCUUGGAGUGGCUGAAGACGAUCAUAACCGAAGAAGGCGUAUGGCGGAUCCGCAAAGUCGAAAAGUCGUCUCGACUGGACGUUUUCAAGAUCGAGGAGUCGGGACAUGGUGACAUCCUCUCGCGCAACUUUAUGGAUUGGCGGAGUAGUGGUGGGAUGAGAAUGACAUCGAUCGUAUCCACGAGGUGGAAGCCAUAUGGCGACAAGCCUGCCGUGGGCGGCAUCUCGACCGUCUCCAAAUGCUUGCCCGAGUCAGCCUCCCGUGCGCUGGGCUUCGGGAAACCAAGUUCCCCAGCUGAGAGGUGGGCUUUUACUCAUCUACCUUACUCGUCCGUGAAGGAGGUAUACCUGCGCCGUACAGGCACGAAUAAAGCUCGAUCUCCAAGUGGUCAGGCACAAGCACAGUGA
Messenger RNA from Endocarpon pusillum Z07020, 1362 nucleotides. RefSeq lists its product as uncharacterized. The transcript is spliced from 10 exons. The coding region runs from base 1 to 1362 and encodes 453 amino acids. Gene Ontology annotation, biological process: NAD-cap decapping; nuclear-transcribed mRNA catabolic process. Gene Ontology annotation, cellular component: nucleus; cytosol. Gene Ontology annotation, molecular function: mRNA 5'-diphosphatase activity. Lineage: Eukaryota; Fungi; Ascomycota; Eurotiomycetes; Verrucariales; Verrucariaceae. The record is from RefSeq and is a predicted model, not a curated record.